AUGGAAGAGACCUGCCGGCCUGAGGGCUUGGUGCCUCCAGGCCGCCUGGGGGUGCCGUACUCCGAGGCCUGGGGAUACUUUCACCUGGCCCCGUCGCGACCCGGGCACUGGUCGGGCCACUGGGCCACCUGCCGGCUGUGCGGAGAACAGGUGAGGUGUAGCCUGGGCUUCCACGCGGGGACUCCGGUGCUAUGGAAACACCUGAAGAGCGCGCACCAGAGAGAACUGGAUAAGAGCUGCGUUCGCCGCGAGUCACCCGUUGUCCCUUGCCCGCCUCCCCAUGUCGCCCCCAUCGCGGCCGCCGAGGGCGACUGGGCGCGCCUGUUGGAGCAGAUGGGAGCGCUGGCUUUUCGCGCCAGCCGGCGCGAGCGGGAGCUGGAGCGGCGUGAGGCAGCGGUGGAGCAGGGCGAGCGCGCACUGGAACAGCGGCGCAAGGCGCUGCAGGAGGAGGAGCGCGCUGUGGCCCAGGCGCGGCGGGAGCUGCAGGCGGAGCGGGAGGCUCUGCUGCGGGAAGUGAGCCGUCAGGAAUGCGCUUUGAGCCUGGCCCCAGUCCCGGCGCAGACUCCACUCAAAGAGGAAGCGGAUGGGGAGAGGGAGGAUUACAUAGUAACCAAAAUCUUCCUGUAG
This is a messenger RNA of Orycteropus afer afer, 627 nucleotides long. RefSeq names its product zinc finger BED-type containing 3 (gene ZBED3). The record is from RefSeq and is a predicted model, not a curated record. NCBI's taxonomy places the organism in Eukaryota, Metazoa, Chordata, Mammalia, Tubulidentata, Orycteropodidae. Gene Ontology annotation, biological process: regulation of transcription by RNA polymerase II. Gene Ontology annotation, molecular function: transcription cis-regulatory region binding.